This is a messenger RNA of Ornithodoros turicata, 4380 nucleotides long. RefSeq lists its product as uncharacterized. NCBI's taxonomy places the organism in Eukaryota, Metazoa, Arthropoda, Arachnida, Ixodida, Argasidae. The record is from RefSeq and is a predicted model, not a curated record. The transcript is spliced from 7 exons. The coding region runs from base 167 to 1048 and encodes 293 amino acids.
UCCUCAUGGCCGUCCAGCUCUGGAACCAGCACAUCGAUUGGCCAUCACUCUGAGGUAUCUUGCGUCUGGAGGCUAUCUCAGCAGUGUGGCCUAUAGCUUCCGCAUAGGGUUCACGACAGUCAAGAGGAUUGUUUAUGAAACAUGCACGGCAUUGUGGGAGGAACUGAUGCCCAUCUACCUGCCUAACCCUACACCAGAGGUGUGGGCACAGUCCGCUCUGCACUUUGAGGAAAGGUGGGCAUUCCCAAACUGUGUUGGUGCUGUGGAUGGGAAACACAUAGUGAUCGAAGCCCCAAAGCAUGGAGGGUCCAUGUUUUAUAACUACAAGGGGUCACACUCCAUCGUACUGAUGGCCGUAGCUGAUGCCAGCUACAAGUUCCUGUAUGUUGACAUCGGAGCUUAUGGCUCUCAGUCCGAUGGAGGCAUAUUCAAGGCGUGCACACUGGGCAGGGACCUUGAAGCUGGUGGCCUGGGACUCCCACCGCCAAGGAGGCUUCCUGGAUCAUCCCUGGAAGCCCCCUAUGUGUUUGUGGGGGACGAGGCCUUCCAGCUACGUCCAGACUUCAUGAGACCAUUCCCUGGCACAGACUUGGACGACACCAAGAGAGUGUACAACAUCAGGCUCUCACAUGCCAGACGGUGUGUAGAAAAUGCCUUUGGGAUCCUUGCGUCCCGAUGGCGCAUAUUCAGAAGACCCCUGAAUGUCAAGGUGGAGAACGUCGAGCUCUUGGUCCAGGCUUCCAUCGUCCUCCACAAUUUUCUUAGAGCACAGGAAGAGGCAGCUCCGGGAGGGGAGACAUAUUGUCCACCGGGCUUUGCAGAUCGACGCUGCAAUGCUGGUGGAGCGGAGGAUGGUGAGUGGAGACAAAUGCUCGCCAGAAAUCCAGCUUGUGCACUGGGGGACCUCACGGCUACUCUCGCAAGGCGUUUCUCCCGUGAGGCAGCGAACGUAAGGAGCGUCUUUGCAGAGUUCUUUUCAAGUGAGGCAGGUGCAGAGGAGUGGCAGUGGGAGAAGGCUGGUGCUCGGAGACCACACAAGGACGUCUAGAAAGUCUCCGGCUCCAUGUAGGACUGCACUAGCCGUAGCACUGCAAUCUCGCAUUCAAGUUGUCUGUGGGCAGGUACUUUUGCUACCCAACUUGACACAAGCUCGCCAAAGUGGUAGCUGGGGUCCAAAGGGGCCUGCAGGGCCACGUUCGAGUCCCUGAGCUCUUUUGCAAGCGACCUAAGGGCACCCUGCAGGUCAUCCUCCAUAUCCGGCGUCGCUUUCCUCUUUCUGCUGCGACGACGUGCCGUAGCAGGCGGUGCUGACAGAGGAGCAUCCUCCUCAUCUGCUGAGACAUAAGGUCCUUGAGACAUGGACGGUCCCUGACUCUCCUCCCUUGAUGCCCCAGCAGAAAAGUAGUCGUGCUCGUCCAGCACCUCCUGGGCUACACCAACCUAUUGAAGAAGAGUGCAAAUGAGGACAGAGUUUAAUGUCAUAUUUAAUGCAACUGCUAGUACAAAUGGCUUGUUGGAAGCAUUCGAGCAAAGCAUUCAAGUGGUGGACAGAGUGGAUAUCUAUUGCCUGUGUGGUAUAUACAGUGUAUAUAUAUACUUUGUAAAAACAUGUUUAUGCAUUACAUGUACAUGCUGUAAUAUUGUGUAUAUAAUGUAGCAUCAUGUCUUCAAACACCUGCAUAGGAGUUUUGUACAUAUUCUAGGAGUGUGUGUCUUUCUUUUUUAUACGUCAUUCAACUUCACCUGUGCCUCAGGUCCUUCAGUGGUAGGUUCUGGAGUCUCUUGUCUUGUCGGCUCUGGGGGCCGGUUGGAGACAGUCCUGAAGAAAAUAUAUGUUCCAUAAAUGCUAUGUUACGUAGAUGCAGUGUUUUUACAUUAUACUGAGAGCGCUACCUACCUCCUCGGUGUAACGACAUCCUUGAGGAAGAGGAGAGCAUGGUAAAAUUUCCACUUGGGUGCCCCACUGCUCUCCUCUGCCUCGAGCACGUCGUCCAGGCCCGCCCCACUGGCUGCCGCCUUCUUUGUUGCCAGCAGUGUCCUUCGGAAGCUGUCGAACAACCUCUUCCAGGUUUUCUUGCAUACUUCCACUAGAUUUGUGACACAAAGAGUGAUUAGAAGUUCACUAUUGUGGAACUAGUUGCACAUGUGUUUUUGAGACCAAUUAUGUUUCUGUGCGUUUUACUGUGUGUGUUGUAUAACUGCUUGUAAAAUUGCCUCAUGUUUUGCUUGUUUGAAUGUAUUUCAAGACACAAGAGAAUUGUAAAACAAAUUGUAAAGAUUUCUGCAGUUCUUCAGCAUGUACUGAUAAACAACAUGUGAGGCGGUGGUAUAAUUACAUACUUUGUGAUUGUCUGGGACUGUACAAUUACUUACAACAGCGGUCUGAUGUACUCCAUGAUCAGUGCAUUGAUGAUAUUGCGUGUACUGCAAUUGAUAAUUAUAUACCAAAAAGCCACUCUCGUAAUGACAAAUACCUUCUUUGGUUAGGAGCUGAAAGAAUGUUUGUAGGAAGCUGUACAAAAAGAAUGGCCCACAGUACUGGUAUGACAAGUUCAACACUGCUCAUGCUCUUUGUUGCACGCUAUUUGCCAGAGAUAAGACACUUCAUGAGAAGUCAGUCAGGAAGAGCCUAAGUAGGAGACAGAAAAAAUUUUGGAAACCUGUUAACCAGUAUAUAAACGGGACAACUGUCCUUAUGACGUCACAGAAUGGGACAAUUAUCUCCUGGCUAUUGGCCCUGCUAUAUUGAGCAGCAUAUUUGCAGACCACUUCAGUUAGUGUUAUUUUUCUGGUACUGUUUGACUCAGCAUGGGACACUGGAAUACAGAGUAACGACUGUCUCCCACUUGCUCCGUUUGCAAUUGUGACGUUCUUUCCGCCAUUCGAAGGGUUGAGUCUAGGGCAGCCUCUGGUAUUGAUGGUAUUUCUAACUUUAUUGUCAAAAGCUGUACUGAGUACCUGUUGUGUCAUCUCAGUCAUAUUUUUAACUUGUCUUUGCAGACGGCUGUGUCUUCAAAUAACAGGAAAUUAGCUAAUACUAUACCUUCCUUUUCAGUAUGGUGAUCCAUGUUCUGUUAAUGAGUAUUGACUGGUUUUUCUUUGGUAUGUCCUUUUUGUAAAAUGCUUGAAAUGGUUGUCUAUACGUUUUUCUAUUACUUCUUAUCCAACAAAACUUGUUCAGAACAAUAUGGCAUUAUGAGAGGUAGGUGUAUGGAAACGAACUUGAGUACAUUUCUGCACUACACAGCACCACUUGUCCGUAAUGGGCAACAAGUAGACGCUGUCAAUUUCGACUUCAGUAAGGCGUUUGACUGUGUGGUGCCUGAUAUGCUUGUUCUGAGACGUAGUUAGUAUUGCUUGUACAAUAAUUAUUCUGUUUGGAUAAAAAGUUACCCUAAUGACAAAACUCUUAGUAUGGGUGGGGCUUGCUUACUUCGUUUCUCUGUAUAUUUGUGGUACCUCAAGGGUGCAACUUGGGCCCUCAUCUAUUUCUCAUCUUUGUCAACAAUGUCGUUGACAUAGUGAAGCAUUAUGAUAUUUUACUGUUUGUAGAUCACAAAAAAAAUUUCCAUUCAGUAUCUCCUAAUACAGAUUGUGGUUUCGUUCAAGUAGAUAUUGAUGUGGUUACCGAAAUGAAAUGCAUAUAUACAUAUAUAUUACGUACUGCUAAAACAAACAUUCUGCCCUUUACCAGGAAACCUUCAACGUUGUUGUAUGAUUACUGGUUAGAGCGUGUGCAGAUUGAACAAGUGAAUGUUGCACAUCGUGUUGAUGUGUUACUCGAUAGCUCUUCAAAAGCUCGAUCAUUUCGUUUCACACAUUUAUGGUUUCUGCAUGAGGAUGUUGGGGUUUAUAAGGUGUAUUCCUUGGAACUUUAAGGAACUCAAUCUGUGAUCUGCUUGUUUUAAAGCCUUGUUCACAGUAAGGUAGAGCUUUCUUCUGUCAAGUGGAAUUGCAUUUCAGAAUCCCAAUAAGACUACUUGGAAAGUAUCCCGAGGAAUUUUGUUUAUAUUAAUUAUAAUAUAUUUUAAAAAGGGCGUGGUACUAAGAGUACCAUCAUGUUUUAUUGAAGCUGUGAAUGGUGUUCAUAAGGGCAAGCCGUCAUCAUCAGGACAUGACAUUUCUUUACAGGCUUAUGCAUAGCGUCGUUGAUGCACAGUGUUUCUUACGUGCCAUUGAUAUGUUCCACUUAGAUACAAACAACAGACAAAACAGACCCCUGUUAAUCUGUUCUCCAUCAUCAUGUGACUUAUUCGGUUAUACUUCCCUGGUUGUUUGUCUUGAGUGCAUGUACAACCACUUGAAAUUUGAAAGUCCGGAUAUAUGUACGGACUUGUGUUCUUUUGCUUCCUGUGUUAAAAAUAUUUUUAUGUAGUUUGA